ACAUUUUAUUUAUUUAGCAUAUUUGGUCUUGCCAUAUUUGAGUCAUUUUUUACUCUUUAACCAGUAGCAGUAAAUAAACAACAAGCGCCAGCAGGGCCAGUUUAAGUUGAACUUGCGUCACUUCAUCUGAUUUACAGUAUUUGGGCAUUUCUGAAGCUCAGCAGUAGCACUUCCUCUAUGAAUUGUUACAAAAGUCACCCACAAUCCUGAACAAAACCUGAACACACGUUCAACAAGCUCAAGAAUGAAGACGCUGCUGCUUUCACUGCUCUGUCUGUUUGUGUGGAGUCAGUCCACAGAUGCUUUAACUGAUCAGCAGGUGGUUUUAGGACAGAAUGUGACUUUAGCCUGUGAGUUUAAUUUAAAAGCUGUUAUUUGGUUUGUGACAAAACUGCCAGCUCGCCCAGAGAUGAUACUGCGAACAUAUGGAUCCCCCCAACAGGCUAAAUAUUACAACAACAAAUUCAUUAGAAAAUACUCAGAGGGAGGCUGGAGCCGCUUAUUAAUCAAUGAAGUUAGUGUUGAUGAUUUAGGAAUUUAUUACUGUAUAAAACCAGGGAAUGAUCUAAAGGUCAUGGUCAGUGAUGGUAUCAGACUGCAAACCACUGAAACAUCUCAAUAUGACAGUGGACUUACCAGCCUGCACACCACUGAAUCUCCCCCAAGUGGCAAUGAAACAGAGGAAAAAAAUCCACCACAAGAUCAGACAACACUUCAGAUUCCCAUCAUUAUGUUAAGUCUGUUGACUGUUGUGCUGUUUGCUGCAGUAAUAGGUUUAUUAAUAAUGAACCAUAAACUGUCUAAGGAAAUACCUAAAUAUGCCAAUGCUCAUCAGAUUUCUACUAUGAAGUUUUGUGAGAGUAACAGAGGAAAAACAGAUCCUGCAUAUCUAGAGGUGCUGCCAAAUAUCUAGAGGUCCUGUUUGAAACAGUGUUGAUUUAUUGCUGUUUGCUUCAAAUGAGCAGAAUUCUGCGCUGCUUGAGCAUGUAAUGAAAUGAUCUGCACUUGUCUGUUCAUAAUAAAACAUGACUAAAAUCUGUCUGCAAUGAAAAUGUCCAUCAAGUUUUAUAAUAACGUUUGCUUUUGAAAAAAUAAACUUUGUAAUGUU
Molecule: messenger RNA, 1108 nt
Organism: Cyprinus carpio (common carp)
Lineage: Eukaryota; Metazoa; Chordata; Actinopteri; Cypriniformes; Cyprinidae
Source: RefSeq, a predicted model, not a curated record